This is a messenger RNA of Apaloderma vittatum (bar-tailed trogon), 1415 nucleotides long. It is a transcript of the gene NPY5R, whose product is annotated as neuropeptide Y receptor Y5. Gene Ontology annotation, molecular function: neuropeptide Y receptor activity; neuropeptide binding. The coding region runs from base 1 to 1332 and encodes 443 amino acids. Lineage: Eukaryota; Metazoa; Chordata; Aves; Trogoniformes; Trogonidae. Gene Ontology annotation, cellular component: neuron projection; plasma membrane. The transcript has a single exon. The record is from RefSeq and is a predicted model, not a curated record. Gene Ontology annotation, biological process: G protein-coupled receptor signaling pathway.
AUGGAUUUAGGAUUCAAAGACCGUAACAACAGGACACCUACCAAGAACACCUCUGCUGCUACAAAGAAUUUUUCUGCCUGGGAGGAUUACAAGAGUAGUGUUGACGACAUACAGUACUUUCUUAUUGGGCUGUACACACUUAUAAGUCUGGCUGGCUUUAUGGGAAAUCUGCUUAUAUUAACGGCUCUCCUAAAGCGCAAGCAGAAGACAAUAAUAAACAUCCUUAUCGGCAACUUGGCCUUUUCUGACAUCUUGGUAGUGCUGUUUUGUUCACCUUUCACAUUGACAUCUGUUCUGCUUGACCAAUGGAUGUUUGGCACUAUCAUGUGCCACGUAAUGCCCUUCCUCCAGUGCGCAUCCGUUCUAGUUUCAACUUUAAUGUUAAUAUCUAUUGCUGCAGUCAGGUACCGUAUGAUAAAAUAUCCCCUUUCUAGCAAUUUAACAGCAAAACAAGGCUAUUUCUUAAUAGUGACCAUCUGGGCCCUUGGCUUUGCCAUUUGCUCCCCACUCCCAGUUUUCCACCAAAUUGUGGACCUCAGCAAAACACUGAAUUUAGAGGCACUGGAGAACAGGCUCUUAUGUAUUGAGUCUUGGCCUUCUGAUUCCUACAGAAUUGCCUUUACAAUAGCCUUAUUGUUCAUGCAGUAUAUAUUGCCGCUGGUGUGUUUAACCGCUAGUCACACCAGUGUCUGCAGGAGCAUAGGUUCCAGACUGUCCAGCAAAGAAAACAAGUUUGAAGAAAAGGAGAUGAUAAACCUAACACUUCAUCCAUCUAAGAGUACUGCCACGCAGGUGCAGCCCUCCAGCCAUUCCAGAUGGAGCUGUGCCUUUGGUAGAAAGCACCACAGAAGAUACAGUAAAAAGACUUCAAGUGUGAUGCCAGCUAUUUCAAGGCAUCAUCAGGAUACUCAUUCCAGAAACCUCCCAGAAACCUCUGGCACGGAAAAAAGCCAGUUCUCUUCCUCCAGUAAAUUCAUCCCUGGGAUACCUGUCUGUUUUGAGAUGAAACCGGAAGAAAACGCAGAGAUCCAGGACAUGAUUACAGUAUCGCAAUCCAUCAUCAGAAUUAAGACAAGAUCUAGGAGAGUUUUUUGCAGACUGACGGUGCUAAUCCUAGUUUUUGGGUUCAGUUGGAUGCCUCUUCACCUUUUCCAUAUUGUGACGGAUUUUAAUGCCACUCUUAUUUCUAACAGGCAUUUUAAAUUAGUAUAUUGCAUAUGCCAUUUACUGGGUAUGAUGUCCUGCUGCUUGAAUCCCAUCCUCUACGGGUUCCUUAACAACAGCAUAAAAGCUGAUUUAAUAUCCCUUAUUCCGUGCUGCCAAAUACCAUGAUUUUAUGUGCCCCAAGAUAAAAUAAAACAAACAGGUUUGGCUUUCAGGCAUACUGAUGUGUGUAGCUGUAAAAGCUAAAUUAG